AUGGCUUUGGUGUUCCUUCCUCUCCUUGCGGCCACUGGUACGGCUAUUGCUGCACAGUUUCCCUUGUCCGACAUCACCAAGUCCACGGUCGGCUUCAAGAACACAGUCCCUAACAAAUUCAUUGUUGAGGUCGACAAUGCGAACGACAUCCCAACCAGGCGGGCAUUCGACACUCGCUCGGCCCACGAGAUCGUAUAUGACUCUCUCCGGAAGCGGGAUAUGAGUUUCCAGGUUGUGAAGGAGUUCGACUCUCCUGGUCUAUUCCUCGGCUCUCUUUUGUCACUUGAGGAUGCCGCAAAAGUCCUUGAUAUCCCCGGCGUCAAGGCCAUCCGCCCGGUCACGUUGAUUCCCGCUCCCAAGCCCGUGAAGAUGCAUAUUGUCACUGGAACAGAUGACUCUGCGCUCCCGCCUGACACGGAGUCCACCCAUAUCCUCACGAAUGUCGACAAAGUCCAUGCUCAAGGAUUCUUUGGAAAGGGGUACGGACUACACCAACCCUUUCCUUGGCGGUGCUUUUGGCCCGGUAACAAGGUCAUCGGAGGGUUCGAUUUCGUAGGAGAUGCCUACAGUCAGUCGGAAAUCUCCGGCGCCAAUACUCCUAUUCCGGACAACGACCCGCUGGAUACGUGCAACGGUCAUGGUACUCACGUUGCAGGAAUCAUCGGCGCUGAUCCAGGCAACCCGUUCAAUAUCUCUGGUGUUGCGUAUCAAGCGUCGAUAAACUCUUACAGAGUCUUCGGCUGCGAGGGCUCGGUCACAGAUGACAUCCUCGUCGAAGCCCUCCUCCUCGGCGUACAAGACGGCAACGAUAUCCUGACCAUGUCCCUUGGUGGUGCCGAUGGAUGGACCGAGAGUUCUAGCGCCGUCGUCUCCAGCAGGAUAUCUCAAAUGGGCAAGAUUGUGACGAUUGCUGCCGGCAACGACGGUUCUGUAGGCUCAUGGUACACCUCCAGCCCUGGAAACGCUAUCGACGCGAUUUCCGUAGCGAGUACCGACAACACUGUCAACACUCUUCAAAACGCUACAAUCAACGGCAUUGAGCACGACCCCGUGACGUACUUUAGCCUGAACCCCCUUCCAGUGGAUGGCGCGCGGCCCAUUUUCGCCACGAGCAAUGACACGACUGUCGUGGACGAUGCUUGCAACCCCUUGCCGGAUGAUACGCCUGACCUUUCCGGCUCUGUGGUUCUUGUGCGGCGUGGUACCUGUACUUUUGUCACAAAACUCACGAACAUCGCAGCGAAAGGCGGAAACGUGACGUUAAUCUACGACAAUGGCAAUGGCUUUUCGGCCAUUGCUGUUGGUGACUUCACUGCCGCUCUCAUUCAGGCCGCAGAUGGGGUUUCGCUUGUCCAAGCGAUUGCUUCUGGAGAGGCGAUCACCGUUUCCUUCCCGAACAGCCCCUUCACCUUCCCGGUCGCUGAUGGCGGUCUCGUCUCGUCGUUCACAAGCUAUGGUCCUUCGAAUGACUUCUUCUUUAAGCCUGCUAUUGCCGCGCCUGGUGGAAACAUCUUGUCGACGUUCCCCGUGGCCCUGGGCACGUUCGCCGUUCUCUCCGGGACCUCUAUGGCUACCCCAUUCAUGGCCGGCGUCUCCGCGCUCUUGUUCGAGCGCGUGGCUUCCUCUCAUACCGACGGCGACCCCCUUCAGACGCUCACACAGCAAGGUGCCGGUCUUGUUGACGCGUUCAAGGCCAUUCACACCGACGUGUUCAUCACCCCUACCGAGCUCAUCACCAACGAUACUGCUCACUUUCGCGGCUCCCAAACCUUCACAGUCAAGAACACAGGCAAGACCAAGAAGACUUUCAAGCUCACCCACAUUCCUGCCGGGACCGCCAUGACCGUCCAGCCCGACAGCAUCUUCCCGGCCGACGGCCCUGUCCCGCUUGACGCCACCGCCGCGUCGGUCACCAUCUCCCCCAGCACGAUCACUGUCCUCCCCGGUUCCUCCAAGACCGUCUUCUUCCCCGUCUUCUCCGGCUUCAUCGAGCUCGCGAGCCCGACCGGCGAGUCCUACCAGGUCACCUACCUCGGACUCGCCGCGUCGCUCAAGGACAUGCCCGUCGUCGACGACACCGACUUCUUCUUCGGGGUGCCCUUGCCCUCACUCGUCGACGCCACGGGCAACCUCUCCGACGAGCCGAGCAACUUCACGUUCGUCGGCGACGACUUCCCGUCGAUCGUCAUGCGCCUCAACUUCGGCACGCCCGUGUUCCGCCUCGACCUCGUCGACGCGAACAUUCAACUUUCCACGACGAUCCCGACGCGCGACGUCGAGGACGAGGCGAGCCAUGUGCUUUCGCGCGCGACGUUCUCAUUCCCGUUCGGUGGGCCCAAGGGCGGCUCGUUCGCCAAGGUCAAGACGCUCGGCUCGCUCUUCGAGGCCGACUUCCUGCCGCGCAACUCGGAUCUGAACGACGGAACUGGCUUCAACGAGCUCUCGUUCCCUACACCGACUUUCGCCAACGGGACGACCAUCCCCAACGGCUCGUAUCGUUUCCUGCUCCGUGUUCUCAAGGUCACCGGCGACAUCACACGUGAGGAGGACUACGAGAGCUGGCUGAGCCCUGUGAUUGGCAUCCAGGCCUGA
Molecule: messenger RNA, 2592 nt
Organism: Epithele typhae
Lineage: Eukaryota; Fungi; Basidiomycota; Agaricomycetes; Polyporales; Epitheliaceae
Product: subtilisin-like protease
Exons: 15
Coding region: 1-2592 (863 amino acids)
Biological process (GO): proteolysis
Cellular component (GO): cell wall; membrane; cytosol
Molecular function (GO): serine-type endopeptidase activity; tripeptidyl-peptidase activity
Source: RefSeq, a predicted model, not a curated record